Porites evermanni is the source of this 3621-nucleotide messenger RNA. Lineage: Eukaryota; Metazoa; Cnidaria; Anthozoa; Scleractinia; Poritidae. The record is from the annotation of a GenBank genome assembly.
AUGCAAGAGAAAACUUACCUUAAAGUUGUCCUUCUAGGAAAAGUCAACAGUGGAAAGACUUGCCUUGUUACUCGAUACAUAACGCGAUCUUUCAGUGAGGAAACUCCCAGCGUGAGUACAGUUAAGCUUACUUUAUCACUUUGAGCUCAGAGUGUAGAUCGCCUCAGAAAUAAAAGAGAACAAACGUUUAAAUUCAAUCGCACUUAACAGACUCAAAAGUUAAGCUUGCAAGAUGCAAUCUGGGAUUAGGUAUCACGCCAUUUUUUAGAUUUUUCAUGUAAAAAUUAUUAAGCUUAACAUUACAGCAACCCUGUGUAAAGUAUAGAACAGAAAAACACUGCAAAUUGUUUUUGAUAAAAUGUCUCUUCUAAUGGUGCAUGGUAAGGCGAAUGUGUUCUCAAAUUUGUAGUAUUGUAUAUCUGCGAAAUCUAUGUUUUUCCUUUAAUGGAUUUUAUCAUCAAGAAAGUAUUAAAAUUUAUAGAUAGUGUAGACUCAAAUUGCGAUGCAUGACCACCUGUAUAGUUGGAAUAACAUUUUAACUUUCAAAUUAAUUGAUUGAAACUGAAAAUGGAAGAAUGUAAUUAUUACACUCUGUCUUUUACAUUCUACAUAACCUUAUCUUGUUUUUAUAAUUCGGUGUAAUGUGAAAGAGAACAGGCUUUCAGAAUAUAUCAACCAGAUCGAAGACCUCACAAACUAUGUUGAAUAGAAAUUGGAGACUUUCCAAUGUGAAUCGAAAAGAAAAAAAAUUGCUAAUGUACAUAAAAAUACAUAAAUUACUGCAGUAUUAAUGAGGUAAGGUAACAAUAGUUCUAUUUUGUUAAAAGUCCAAUAUGAUGUGAUAAUAUUUUGAAAUUUGUUGUCAUUUUGGACCUGUUUAAUUUGGCUUAAUGCACUACUUUACAAUCCCAGUUUCACCACGUGCUUUAGGGCCUGAGGUGAAGAAAUGUUGCCCACUAUAUGAGACAUUGCUUUUGAUACAUGUAUAUUUAUCCAAUGGUGCGGUUUUGUACUAAUAAUAUUAUUACAGUUGAACAUCUCCACAUUGGCCCCCUUGGGGAGAAAGAAAAGUGGCCAUUGCAGAGAGGUGGCCCUUAUGGGGAGGUUAGGGUGUACUAUGGCACAUGUUGAUUUUUUGGGAAGGUGACUUUCUCUCGCACACUUGUAUACGCCUGAUAAAAAUCACCAAAAUUAGCUACUACUACACAUAGUCUAGAAACAAAUGAGCAAAAUAAAAAUGUUCUUAACUGACUUUAAGCCUAAGGUACGUUCUAAGAAUGUUAUAAAAAGGUUCUUAUAAAAAAAUACUGUAUUUGCAUUAAUAUAUCUUAAAUGAUUUGAAAGACUUGUGCCUUGAAUAAUCAUCGACACGCUAUACAGAGAAAAAAUUCCAUGACUAUUCUUGACUUUUUUGUCGGCCGCUGACAAUUGGGGACACGCUUUAUAUUUUAGUGGCCAUUUCCCUUGUAUAGAGGUGGCCAUUGGAAAGAGGUUUAAACUAGAAUCAAUGUAUGGACUGCCUGCUAGGACAAGAAAAAGUGACCAUUGUUAUAGAGAGGCGGCCAUUAGUGGAGAUUUUACUAUGUGCGUUGUACUCACUAUCUGUCUUUUCUUUGGCUAAGAGCCUUAGUACAAAUCAACACAACUUACAGAUUACUUAGUCAGUUAUCUACCAGCAGAUUACUGACUAAUCUGUAGGUUGCAUGCUCAAUGAAACACUGUGAAUUCUGAAAGCCCCACAAAAUAUAAGAAAUAAUAAACAUUCCUGCCCUAAAAUAGUGUACUCUCACCGGCAGUACACAAUAUCACACAAAUAUCAUGUAAAUAAAGUGCAAAUUAAACAUGUAAGUUGGCCAAAAAGGUAACAUUCUGGAAAGCCGGCAUGCCAACAAAAUAUAUCAAUUUGUCAAAAUUGUCUCAUGUAUUCACUACUGUGUAUGACAGUUUUGCAAAUUAAGUGCCAAGACCCCUUAAUUUCAUUAUGCUCUGAAAAUAACUUGGUGCCUAGCAAAUUUUCCACAUUUGGAGUUUGUUUACUCUUAUAAUUAAGCAAACCUUUUCAACAAAAUGUUCUUCAUGGUUCACAAUCCUUUUUAAGUGCUUUGUGAAAUGCAAAAAGUGCAUCACAAAAUUUUGCUUUUAGGAGGUGUCAGCAGUGGGAAAACAUGUCUUGUUAUCCGAUAUAUUUGGGGCUUUUUUACAGAAGAGAUUCCCAGUGUGAGUACUGAUCCUCAUUCCAUGCAUAUUUUUAGGACUAGUUUUCCCCAGUUUAAAAAAUGAGGUGAAGAUGUACAUCAUUAUGAACUAUUUUUCCAGCAAAUGAUAAGGCAACAUUUUAGAUGAAAUUCACAGUAAAUUUUUUUGAAAAUAAAUAUUCAUUGACAUAAUAUUUUCAAACCAGUCUUUCAUGGUAAAUCAUAAUUUCAGGUUAAGGUAUUUUAAAUUUUAUCAUAGUUAAUUCAUAAUCUUAGCAUGAUUAAUAAUUCAAGUUUUAAACAUUAGUUUUGUAUUAUAGUUUCUGCCUUAAUUUUACCCGUGACUGUCGGAUAUCUGUAAACAAACUGUAUCAUGGCUAAGCAUGUUCACCAUGUAAAAUAAAGUGUCCAUGUCUAUUGUAAUGAUUUUCAUUGUUGACAGGUUUUGAAAUAGUUAUCAGUGAGUUUCUGAACUUAUAAGCUGGUAUUUUUGUAUCUCAGGUAACCUGUAUGUUGUACAGGUGUAUGUGCAUAUUGCACAUCUGAUAGAUAUGAGUUAGAAGUAAAGAAUUAAUAUGAAUUAUGAAUUGCAUUAAGUGUAAUUUAAAUAUUUCAGUCAUGGGUAUGUGACUACUGCAUGCAAUAAUCAUACCUAACACAGAAAUUUUAUAUUAUCAGUGUUCUUACCAGGAUUUUCUACACUGGGGUCCACAGGACCCAUAGAGAAGGUAAAAGGGUGUCAUAAGGGAGAAAAGCGGGUCACAAUUAUUUUUAGAUAAAGUUAACUCAACAAUUUCACAGGUCUGAAUUAGAGUGAAUACAGCAGUACCUCAUACUUUCUUAGAUAAUGAUGAGUGUUUUCUAAAGAGGCCAUAACCAAUAAAUAUUAUUAUAUUUUGGCUUAUAUUAUAAGAAAACUUUUAUUUCAGAUCUUUACUUUAUAUUGUUGACAAACGUGUAAAGAAUGCAAUUCUUACCUUUUUACCACCAAGUUUGUUUUACCUAUUCACAAAUGCUUGGAUGAAAGGAAACAAAACUGACAUUACAUGUAUUCUGUUAAACAAAAGUAGAAACACUCAUGUUUGGUUUAUCUUUUCUUGGCAUGUUGAAGUUAAUGUAACAUUAAAAAUUUUUCACCUGUUGUUUAUUUAUUUAUUUAUUUAUUUUUGCAGACAAUUGGAGCAGCCUUUUGUAGGAAAGAUCUUUACAUUCAAGGGAGAAACUUAUCCCUUGCAAUAUGGGUAGGUUUUUUUUUAUUGCUGUAGCAGUUUGAUUUUGUACUCUUAGCCAGGCAAAUUUAAAUACAAUUAUCCUCUGUUUUGUUAUAUUGUCAUUUUAGGACACAGCUGGGGCAGAAAGAUAUCAAGCCAUGAGUGCAAUGUAUUAUCGCAGUGCAAGGGCUGCAAUCAUCUGCUUUGGUUUGUAA